Molecule: messenger RNA, 1416 nt
Organism: Naumovozyma castellii
Lineage: Eukaryota; Fungi; Ascomycota; Saccharomycetes; Saccharomycetales; Saccharomycetaceae
Gene: DBP5
Product: ATP-dependent RNA helicase DBP5
Exons: 1
Coding region: 1-1416 (471 amino acids)
Source: RefSeq, a predicted model, not a curated record
AUGUCAAACAUUACGGACAAGGACCCAGCUGAUUUAUUGGCUUCUUUAAAGCUCAAGGAAAAUGAUCAAACAACCACUGUAAAGAAGACCGAUGAUGCUAAGAAAGUAGAAGAAGGCAAGAAACCCGAGGAGAAGAAGGAGACUGCUGAACCAGAUACCAAUUUAUUGGCAUCUGAAUAUGAAGUUAAAGUGAAACUAGUUGAUCUACAAGCCGAUCCUAAUUCUCCAUUAUUUAGUGUUAAAUCGUUUGACGAUUUAGGAUUAGAUCCAGCCUUAUUGAAGGGUGUUUAUGCCAUGAAGUUUCAAAAACCUUCUAAGAUUCAAGAAAAGGCGUUACCCCUUUUACUUCACAACCCACCUAGAAAUAUGAUUGCUCAAUCUCAAUCUGGUACGGGGAAAACUGCUGCAUUUUCAUUAGCCAUGUUGAGUCGUGUUAAUGUGGAUGAAGAAAUUCCUCAAGCCAUUUGUUUAGCACCUUCAAGAGAAUUAGCUAGACAAACCAUGGAAGUUGUACAAGACAUGGGUAAAUUCACUAAGAUAUCGACCCAACUAAUUGUCCCUGAUUCAUUUGAAAGAAACACACGUAUUAAUGCACAAAUUGUGGUGGGUACUCCAGGUACAGUUUUAGAUUUAAUGCGUAGAAAGUUAAUUGAUAUAUCCAAGAUCAAGAUUUUUGUAUUAGAUGAAGCUGAUAAUAUGUUAGAUAAACAAGGGUUGGGUGAUCAAUGUGUUCGUGUUAAGAGAUUUAUACCAAAGACUGCUCAAUUGGUGUUAUUUAGUGCUACAUUUGCGGAUGCUGUUAGAGAAUAUGCGAAAAAAGUGGUUCCUGAUGCCAACACGUUAGAAUUACAAACCAAUGAGGUCAAUGUCAGUGCCAUUAAACAAUUAUACAUGGAUUGUAAGAGUGAAGAGCAUAAAUAUGAAGUUUUAUCUGAGUUAUAUGGACUAUUGACUAUUGGAUCCUCCAUUAUCUUUGUUGCCACUAAGAAUACAGCCAAUUUGUUAUAUGGUCAAUUAAGAAAGGAUGGUCAUGCGGUGUCUAUAUUACACGGUGACUUACAAAGUACUGAAAGAGAUAGAUUAAUUGAUGAUUUCAGAGAGGGUAAAUCCAAGGUUCUCAUUACGACGAACGUGCUUGCUCGUGGUAUUGAUAUUCCAACGGUGUCCAUGGUGGUCAACUACGAUUUACCCACUUUAAGGAACGGAGAAGCAGACCCUGCCACAUACAUACACAGAAUUGGUAGAACCGGUAGAUUUGGUAGAACCGGUGUAGCCAUUUCGUUCGUGCAUGACAAGAAGACCCUGAACACGUUACUGACGAUUCAGAAAUACUUUGGGGACAUUGAGAUGACCCGUGUGCCCACGGACGACUGGGACGAAGUGGAGAAGAUCGUGAAGAAGGUGUUGAAGGAGUAA